Messenger RNA from Ctenocephalides felis (cat flea), 432 nucleotides. Its product is annotated as cytochrome P450 9e2-like. NCBI's taxonomy places the organism in Eukaryota, Metazoa, Arthropoda, Insecta, Siphonaptera, Pulicidae. The record is from RefSeq and is a predicted model, not a curated record. Bases 1 to 426 code for a protein of 141 amino acids. Gene Ontology annotation, molecular function: oxidoreductase activity, acting on paired donors, with incorporation or reduction of molecular oxygen; iron ion binding; heme binding. The transcript is spliced from 3 exons.
AUGCCACUAACACCUAGUUUUGCAUUCCAGAUCAUGGAUCUAUCCAUAAACCAAUCCGAUUACAUAAUCCUAGGCGGAAUUCUAUUGAUCCUGGCCUAUUGGCGAGUCACAAAAUCGCAAAGAAGAUUCUCCAAGACGAUAGUUCCGUACCUGAAACCUGUCCCGAUCCUUGGAAGCACCUGGAGAAACUUUUUCCAGUUGGAAAAUCAGAUUUAUACCUACGGAAGAGCUUAUGAGAAUUUUCCUGAUAGCAGAUUUUCAGGUUUCUACGAAGUUUUAAAACCUGUAUUGCUGAUACGAGAUCCAGAGCUGGUCAGGCAAAUGGGCGUGAAAGAUUUUGAUCAUUUUGUGGACCAUAAUUUUUUCAUCGACGAGACCACGGACCCACUUUUGGGCAACAUGAUGAUCGUAAUGAGAGGCCUAUAAUAUUUU